AAAAUGCCGGGGGUCCCCACCAGUAGAGCAUGCGACAGUUGUCGGAAAGCAAAGAAGAAGUGUGAUGAACUUCAGCCCUGCACCCGAUGUGUCAGGCGUCAGCUACAGUGUAUAGGAAGUGGCUUGCGGCGUUACAAAUUCCAAUCUGCUGAGUUCCCACAGGGAACAUCUGCAGUCGUACCCACAAAACAGGGGCCGAAGCUUCACAUUGCGCAGGUACCCAGCGAUACUCUCACCACAUGGUUUGUCAAUACGUUGGAGAUUCAGGAUGUGCGCUAUGAUAUCACAUACUAUGGACCGUUUCUCCGAGAUCUACCCCGACGAUUCGGGUCUAGUCCGGUUUUAGAUGCUGCUGCGACGGCACUGGUCUCUUCGUAUCCUUAUUUCCAGAAACAAGAUGUCCCACCUGCUGUUCUGGUCAAAUUUGGAAAGGCAUUGAAAGCGCUCAGAGAGUGUUUGAAAGAUCCUAUUAGUGCUCGAUCUCCUAAUACGCUUUGUGCGAUUUAUCUCAUCUCUAUCUGCCAGAGCUGGAUUGGGACCUCACAAAAGCAGCGAUCUGGCCAUGCAGAAGCUAUUACGCAUAUUCUCAGAAUUGUAGAUCUAAAUGAAUAUCGAAGUGAAUUCGCACGAAAUCUACUGGUCACUUUAUGUGCUCCUGUGAUUCUGGAGGGCAUGCGAAAUCCUCGAAUUCGAAUGGAUAAGCAGAUCUGGGACCAAAUAAUAAGUUUUUUCUGCCAAAAUCCGUCUUCACCAGAGCACAGCAGCAUCCCCCGACCAACCACAAGUCUGUUCUCCAUUGCGAUGUUCCCCGAGUACAUCCACAACCCCUCUCCAUAUCUCCCCGAAAUUACCCAAGCCUAUUCUCAACUGAAGAUUGAUGUUCAAACCAUGCAUGCAUUCCAAAAUGGCGGCUUCUUAUCCUCAUUAUCAACAGUUCACCAGUCUCGGUACCUAGCAGCAUAUACCGUGAUCUCCUCCCUGACUCUCACGUUGAACAAUAUCCUCCAUGCAUUUAAUCCAUUUGACACCUUACUUGCCAAUGACUCGGGCUUCUUUGUUCAACAAAUAAUCGAGGGAGCUGAUUUCGCCUCCCGCGACCGUCCACUUGGUGCCGCCUAUGUUCCCUUGUGUCUCAUUGUUGCUUUGGCUGCGGCAAAAGAUCCCGAGCAGGUGACGCGUAUCGAAACUACAUUGACGGAUUAUCAAUCUGACUUCAAAGCACUGGAAUGGCGGAAGUGUGUCAGGUGGCUCAAGACACUGCUGGAAAAUCUUCAUUUGCACAGAGGCCUCACCGAAGCCGGCUUUGAUGUGGAUACUUCUGAGUUAGGGGUUCCCGGGGGAUGUGCUAUGAUGUGA
Messenger RNA from Penicillium longicatenatum, 1356 nucleotides. Its product is annotated as Zn(II)2Cys6 transcription factor domain-containing protein. Gene Ontology annotation, biological process: regulation of DNA-templated transcription. The transcript has 4 exons. NCBI's taxonomy places the organism in Eukaryota, Fungi, Ascomycota, Eurotiomycetes, Eurotiales, Aspergillaceae. The record is from RefSeq and is a predicted model, not a curated record. The annotation marks the transcript as partial. Gene Ontology annotation, molecular function: DNA-binding transcription factor activity, RNA polymerase II-specific; zinc ion binding.